This is a messenger RNA of Guyanagaster necrorhizus, 981 nucleotides long. Its product is annotated as small-subunit processome. The transcript has 4 exons. Bases 1 to 981 code for a protein of 326 amino acids. Gene Ontology annotation, cellular component: small-subunit processome; nucleolus. NCBI's taxonomy places the organism in Eukaryota, Fungi, Basidiomycota, Agaricomycetes, Agaricales, Physalacriaceae. The record is from RefSeq and is a predicted model, not a curated record. Gene Ontology annotation, biological process: rRNA processing.
AUGACUUCGUCGCUGCGAAAUUCGAUACACCGUCGCAAUCACAAGGAGCGGUCCCAGCUCGCCCAUCGUGCAAAGCUCGGCAUCCUAGAGAAACAUGCAGACUAUGUCAAGCGCGCACGGGAUUACCACUCCAAACAGGACAAGUUGAAUCGGUUGAGGCAGAAGGCUGCAGAGAGGAAUAAAGAUGAAUUUUAUUUUUCGAUGACGAGGGAGAAGACGAAGGGUGGGGUACAUGUCAAGGAGAGAGGGAAUGUCGCGCUGCCCAUUGACAUGGUAAAGGUGUUAAAAACGCAGGAUGAAAAUUACAUCCGAACAAUGCGAGCCGCUGGCUUGAAGAAAAUCGAUAAAAUGAAGGCGCAGCUUUCCGAAAUGGUUAAUUCAGUCACCGACGAAGACUAUGAAGAGUUUGGUAAUGGACAAACAAAACUCUUGGAAGAAGCCGGGGUUAUUCCAAAGUCCGGGAAGGGUCGGCGGAAGUCAAAGCAUAUAAUUUUUGUGGAAAACGAGGAUGAAGUACACAAGUAUAAACCCGAAUCGUCAUCGGUGUCUCAUGAAGAAACAGUGCAAGAAGAAGAACCUAUAGAUCUGGGAUGGAAAGUACUAGCAGAGAAGAAACGGUCUAAGAAGUGUAAAGUGUCAGCAGAGGACGAUGUCAAGAUGGAAAAUGAGGAAGGUGACUGCGAACCCAAUCACGAAGCAACUCUUCGCAAUCGUCGACGCCUCUUUCGAGAUCUCGCAGCGCGACUGGCACGCGACAAGCAGCUGCGCUACACGGAACGCGAGUUUGAAAUGCAACGACUCAUGAUGGGGAAAGGUGCUCGUAAAAAGCUCAAGGGAGUCGAAAGAGUGGACGGGAGCAAAGAUGAUGAUGGUGAAGACCAAGAUGAGCUUGAUGCGCGAAAGGGCAAGCCAAUCGCGCAAAUUGUAUCCAAGACAUAUAUACCUCGUGUCUACAAGUGGCGGAGAGAACGGAAGAAAUAG